UUGCCCACCCAACAUUUGUUUGCAAUUUAGAGAAAUAGCAUCACUAUUUUUCUUUGGCAUGUGAAAGCAAAAGCAAAAAAACCGCAAAAUGCAAAAACAAAAAGAAGAGUGUAAAUUAAAACAGGGUUGUUCAAAUUUGUGGCGAAUUGACAAUAUCAACGAUUUUUUCAGUACAUGUUUAAAGCAGGGUUGCUAAAAAACUUACAAAUAAACCCAAACAAUAAGACAAAAGUGAAAAGACAGAAAAAAAAUAAAUAAAAAUAAAACAUUCCUUCGAAUUACAAAAUUAAGCAAUUAUUUAAAAAAAGGAACGUAUAUUUAUUUACUGGGUUAUAAACAAAUUAAAAAUAAAAAAAAAACGUUUUUACAUAUCUAUUUUUAAAUACCCAACUACUAACAAAUUUUGCAACAUUGCUAAAUUGCUGAUAUAACAACCCUGGGUGACAUCACUGAAUAGCAGUAACAACAACAACAACAAAGAGAACUUAAAAAGAGAAACAAACACAAUUCGCCGCCAUUUUUUUUGUGAUUGCAAUUUGUCAGUUGAAUUUUCGAAUUAAGAGCGAAUUUAUUACUGUGUAUUUGUUGCCUUUUGCUUACAACUACAGCAACAUUAUUUUAGUUAAGACUUGGAAUUAUUAUUUGUUGUGUUUUAAUAACGCCAUAGCUCUGCAGCUGUUUUGUUUUUAUUUUAUUUUUUAAUUUUAUAUUAACCAACAAAAGCUUUGUGAGUAAUCAUCAUCUUAACGGUUUGGAAAAAAAAUCUUUUAACUUUAAAUUAAUUAAAAAUAUAUUGUAUGGAAAUUUAAAAAAAAAAACAAAAAAAUCAACUACAACGAGUAUAGUGAAGUGAAAACCCCCACACACAAAUUACAAAAGCAAAAAAAAAAAAAAAAACACUAAAAAAGCAAAAACAAAAAGCAUUAUUACAAUUAAGGAGGAGACAUACGGUGAAAGAUUGGGGAAAAAACACGAAAUUGUCAAAUAUAGAAAAAUUUGCGACAAGAAGGAAGUGUUUUAAAAGUGGAAGAAAGAAAUUGAAGUUUUAAUAAAAAAAAGUUAACAAGAGCUAAAAAAUAUUUGAGAAAUUUACUUGAAAAAUAGAAAAUUAUAACAAAAGAAACUUCAAUUAAAAGAAAUUUCCCAAGAAUAAGACAAAAAAAGUUUUUUUUUUGGGAGCAAUUACUAACACCUCUGCUGGCAGCAAACAACAACGAAAGCGUGUAUGUGUGCGUGUAAAUCUUGGAGCUGUAAACGCUAACAGAGAUUUUUUUGCUGCUCCGGCUGACUGCUUGCUGCUGAAACGUGUAAGCUGGUUGCCAUUCAACUGAACCUACGCCAAAAAUUAUACAAAAACUACAACAACAACUAAGAAAAACAAAAAACAACAACUCCCACUAUGGAAUACAUUUCAAUUGGAAAAAGUGUCAAUAUAAAACGUACCGACGGCCGUGUACAUUCCGCGGUCGUCUCCAAAAUCAAUGAGUCGGGCAAAUCCAUUACCGUGGAAUGGUAUGAACGCGGCGAGACCAAAGGCAAGGAGGUAGAACUUGAUGCCAUUCUACUACUCAAUCCCGAAAUACUCGAACAGGCCGAACAGGAGGAGCCUUUGCAUACUGCACCGGAACCCAAAAAAGUAGCUACCGCGCCCAUAAAUCUUUCACGCAAUGCUACACAAGGCGCUAUAGGUCAUCGUACCAAUCGUGCCACUAUAAAUUCCUCCAAUAUUUUAUCCUCCGCUUCGGUGGCUGAGCAUGUAGAAAAUAUACCUCCACAAGCUUUACCACCACCCACUACCGGCAUUGUACGUUCACGCACCACCAAUAAUGCCUCGCGCCUAGCUUCGGCCUCUAAUUUGGGUGGUGGUGGUGGCGGCGGCCUUACCAAUACCUCCUCUAUAGGCAAUACAUCUUCAUAUGGUGGUAGCGGUUCUGUUAGUGCCGCUAAUAAUGCCUCCAUAGCAACUGGCAAUGUUGGUGCUCGUCGCUCCUAUGUGGUGAAAGAGGUUGAACGUCUUAAGGAGAAUCGUGAAAAACGUCGUGCCCGCCAAGCUGAGAUUAAAGAAGAGAAAAAUGCCUUAAUGAAUCAAGAUCCCGGUAAUCCCAAUUGGGAGACCGCUCAAAUGAUACGUGAAUAUCAAUCUACCCUGGAAUUUAAUCCAUUAAUUGAUGGCCAAGCCGUUGAAGAUCAUCAAAUUACCGUUUGUGUACGUAAGAGACCAUUAUCGCGCAAAGAGUUAAAUCGCAAAGAAAUUGAUGUGAUUUCGGUGCCACGCAAGGAUACGCUUAUUGUACAUGAGCCGCGUAAUAAAGUGGAUUUAACAAAAUUUCUGGAAAAUCAUAAAUUUCGUUUUGACUAUGCCUUCGAUGAUCGCUGUGACAAUGCUAUGGUUUACAAAUACACUGCAAAACCUUUGGUCCAAACUAUAUUUGAAGGUGGCAUGGCCACCUGUUUUGCCUAUGGUCAGACUGGUUCGGGUAAAACUCAUACAAUGGGUGGUGAAUUUAAUGGCAAAAUACAGGAUUGUAAAAAUGGUAUAUAUGCCAUGGCAGCUAAGGAUGUGUUUACCUAUUUGAAUGGGCCACGUUAUCGUCAUUUGAAUCUAGUGGUAUCGGCCAGUUUCUUUGAAAUUUACAGUGGCAAAGUUUUUGAUUUACUCUCAGAUAAACAAAAACUUCGUGUCCUGGAGGAUGGCAAACAGCAGGUACAAGUUGUUGGUCUCACCGAGAAGGUAGUCGACAGUGUUGAAGAAGUGCUCAAACUUAUACAGCACGGCAACAAUGCUCGCACCUCCGGCCAGACCUCAGCCAAUUCAAAUUCAUCACGUUCUCAUGCAGUAUUUCAAAUUGUUUUACGUCCUCCCGGCUCCACAAAAAUUCAUGGUAAAUUCUCUUUUAUCGAUUUGGCUGGUAAUGAACGUGGCGCCGAUACCUCGUCGGCUAAUCGUCAAACCCGUAUGGAGGGUGCCGAAAUCAAUAAAUCUCUAUUGGCUUUGAAAGAAUGUAUUCGUGCUUUGGGUAAACAAUCGGCUCAUUUGCCCUUCCGUGUCUCUAAGUUAACGCAAGUUUUACGUGAUUCUUUUAUUGGUGAUAAAAGUAAAACCUGUAUGAUUGCUAUGAUUUCACCGGGUUUAAGUUCGUGUGAACACACACUUAAUACUUUACGUUAUGCGGAUCGUGUUAAGGAGUUAGUGGUCAAAGAUGUAUUACGUGAGGAUGAUGUGUUGCGUGAAGAAGAUACCGAACAGUUAAUGUAUGAAGAGGAUGAAGAGACUAAUAAUGUACAGCAUGUCCAGCAGAGGCCCAUUAAGCAUAAUAAUCAUACUAAUCAUAAUAAUAACAAUAAUAAUAAGAACAAUGGUCAGAUGUCGGCGAGUGAUUUGGCAUUGUUGCGUUCGUUGAGCGAACAUGAUAUGUCCGAUGAAUUACUUGUCCAACACGCUGCUAUUUCCGAUCUACAACAAACCGAAGAAAUGGUUGUUGAUCAACAUCGAGCCAUCAAUGAAUUCCUAACACAAUUUCUACCCGAAUCUAUGCGUCUAUAUAAUUUAACCAACUAUGUCGAUUAUGAUCAAGACUCUUACUGUAAAGAAGGUGAGGCCUAUUUUACACAACUGGCCGAGAUGGCUACCAUGUGUCGGGAUUUAAUGGCUGAUUUUCGGGCAAAAAUGGCUAAAGAAGAAAUGCUUUCAUGCACAGUUAAACCACCAGGCAAACGUUAAAAACUAAAUAAGUAAUAUAACAAAAAUUCCCUUUUUU
Lucilia cuprina (Australian sheep blowfly) is the source of this 3758-nucleotide messenger RNA. RefSeq names its product kinesin-like protein Klp10A (gene Klp10A). The record is from RefSeq and is a predicted model, not a curated record. The coding region runs from base 1400 to 3721 and encodes 773 amino acids. NCBI's taxonomy places the organism in Eukaryota, Metazoa, Arthropoda, Insecta, Diptera, Calliphoridae. Gene Ontology annotation, biological process: microtubule-based movement. The transcript has 6 exons. Gene Ontology annotation, molecular function: ATP binding; microtubule binding; microtubule motor activity.